Penicillium subrubescens is the source of this 795-nucleotide messenger RNA. RefSeq lists its product as uncharacterized. NCBI's taxonomy places the organism in Eukaryota, Fungi, Ascomycota, Eurotiomycetes, Eurotiales, Aspergillaceae. The record is from RefSeq and is a predicted model, not a curated record. The coding region runs from base 1 to 795 and encodes 264 amino acids. The transcript has a single exon.
AUGCGCAGCAGUUUGGGAGCAUAUUCCACCCAGUGCGAGCGCCAUCACCGCCACGGCGCCUUGCCAAUACUGCUGACCAGCCGUGCGAUGUAUCACGAGGCCAUGCAUAUAUUCUACAUGAACAACCGAAUUGUUAUUUGGCCCAACACUCAAUCCAUAGGAUGUGUUUUUGCCGCGACAGGACAACUACCAUUCCAGCCUUAUCGCUUCAGCGAGAAUCCUCCAGGGCAACCUCACAUCCCGGCUGGCCGUGCUCAUCGCAACAAUGUCUAUCUGGCAAAUUUGGCGUGGCAUGAUGCAACAAAGCUCUUCAUUCAGCAUGUCAGCUUGACAGGCCCAAGAAACAUCCGCAAUCUGGAGAUCGUCUUUCCGAUGAUUGGAUUGCAUGACAGCUUCCUAUAUGAAACCCCAGCUUACAGGGAAUGGUUGAAUGCUGUCAACUAUCUGGCCCUUGUGCUCGUGCACCCGGAUGCCGCGAAUUUGAAUCUGGUCAUUCAUAUCAGAUCCCCACACAGCGCGUUCGAUUGGCCAUUUGAAGAUGCGGUACGAAAGAUGGAUACGUUGGCACCCUGGCUCCUGAGACCGCUGCAAAAGCUUCCAAGGAAUCAUCUGUCGAGACUAUUCGUCCACCUAGAAAACCUCUAUCAUUGGGCACCUUCAAGGCUGCCUCGAGGUCUUGAAGCACCCAAACUGCCGGAACCGGAAGCGGAAACCCAAACCCAGGCGCCAGACCACCUGGCAUGCCGUUAUGCAAUGAAAAGCUUGCGGAAAUGGAGGUCAAUUUGGAGAAGCUAG